Striga hermonthica is the source of this 1893-nucleotide messenger RNA. The record is from the annotation of a GenBank genome assembly. NCBI's taxonomy places the organism in Eukaryota, Viridiplantae, Streptophyta, Magnoliopsida, Lamiales, Orobanchaceae.
AUGAUCGUCUCUCACUUCUGUUUACCUCGUCUCCUUCUUCUUGCAUUCUUCUUCUCUCUCCCCGUAUUUUCAUUCGUCUUCGGAAAUCCUGAAGUUGAAGCUCUUAUUGCAUUAAAACAAGAGUUGAAUGAUCCUCAUGGAGCUUUGAGCAACUGGGAUGAAGACUCUGCAGAUCCUUGUAGCUGGUCUAUGAUCACUUGCAAUUCCGACAGUCUUGUUACUUCACUGGGAGCUCCUGGUGAGGGUCUAUCAGGUUCUUUGUCUUGGAUGAUUGCUAACCUUACCAACCUCAAACAAGUAUUGCUGCAAAAUAAUAAUAUUUCUGGGCACAUACCGAAAGAACUGGGUUAUCUACCAAACCUUCAGACAUUGGACAUCUCUAACAACAAGCUGUCUGGCCAUGUCCCUCAGUCUUUCGGGUUCUUGAAGCACCUUCAAUAUCUGAGGUUAAACAACAAUAGCCUGAGUGGGGCCGUUCCUCUGUCUUUAGCCACUCUGCCUCAACUUACUUUCUUGGAUUUGUCCUACAACAAUCUCAAUGGACCUGUUCCGACUUUUCCCGCCAAAACAUUUAACAUUAUGGGGAACCCUCUUAUUUGUGGACAGCACUCUAAUGAGAGAUGUUCUGGAGUAAACACAGCUACUCCUCUGGCUUUCUCCUUAAAUCCAUCUUCUAACAGAACGAGCUCCAAGAAACUAGCCGUUGCACUCGGAGUAUGCCUCAGCUUCAUCAUCAUUUUAGUCAUACUGUUAGGAUACCUCUUUUGGAGAAAAACCAGAAAAAUCAAGCAAUCCAUUCUUAACAGCACUGAUGUUGAAGAAGAGGAGCUCGGCCUUGGAAGACUCGGAAACCUUAAAACCUUCACCUUCAAGGAACUCCAACAGGCUACCGACAACUUCAGCCCGAAAAGCAUACUCGGAUCAGGAGGAUUUGGCAAUGUUUAUCGUGGAAAAUUGGCAGAUGGGAGCAUUGUGGCCGUAAAAAGGCUAAAGGACUUGACGGGGACCACAGGGGAGUCUCAGUUCAGGACCGAACUCGAGAUGAUCAGUUUGGCUGUACAUAGGAAUUUGCUUCGUGUGAUCGGCUACUGUGCAACCCCUAACGAGAGGCUUCUUGUCUAUCCUUACAUGGCUAAUGGCAGUGUAGCCUCCAGACUCAGAGGAAAACCGAGUCUUGAUUGGCAAACUAGGAAGCGAAUAGCGAUUGGUGCUGCAAGGGGACUGCUGUAUCUGCACGAACAAUGUGACCCAAAAAUAAUCCAUAGAGACGUCAAGGCUGCCAAUGUUUUGCUUGACGAGUUUUUAGAGGCCAUAGUUGGUGAUUUUGGGCUCGCGAAGCUAUUGGACCACGCGGAUUCCCAUGUGACCACUGCCGUCCGGGGCACUGUGGGCCACAUUGCGCCGGAAUACCUCUCCACCGGACAGUCUUCUGAUAAGACUGAUGUUUUUGGAUUUGGGAUUCUUUUAUUGGAGCUUAUAACCGGAAUGAGGGCACUCGAGUUGGGGAAGUCGGUGAACCAGAAAGGAGCCGUGUUCGAAUGGGUAAAGAAGAUACAACAAGAGAAGAAAAUCGAAGUAAUCGUGGACCGAGAGCUGGGAAUGAAUUACGACCAGAUCGAUAUCAGUGAGAUGCUGCAAGUAGCUAUACUCUGCACCCAAUACCUCCCAGCCCAUCGGCCCAAAAUGUCAGAGGUUGUCCGAAUGCUCGAGGGAGAUGGGCUUGCCGAGAAAUGGGCCGCCUCCCAUGAUUACAUCCAUGCCCCUGCAAAAUUCUCGUGUAAUAGUGAUAGAUCGCGGUCGAGUGAGGGCGAUGGGUCAAACUUGUUUGGCUUUGGCAUGAGCAUGGAUGAUGAUUAUGAUGCGCAUUGCAUGGAGCUUUCGGGUCCAAGAUGA